Molecule: messenger RNA, 1062 nt
Organism: Amorphotheca resinae ATCC 22711
Lineage: Eukaryota; Fungi; Ascomycota; Leotiomycetes; Helotiales; Amorphothecaceae
Exons: 2
Coding region: 198-1052 (284 amino acids)
Molecular function (GO): catalytic activity
Source: RefSeq, a predicted model, not a curated record
GCUGAACAGAAAAAACUCCCAUCGACUAGCAGGUAUAGAGGGUACCUCGUGAAAUUCCUGUUGGUUCAAAGAGGCGGGACUGCUCGUCACGUGUCAGUCAACUACCCCGUUAGACUGCUCUCAAGGCUGCUCCCAAAGCCCGGCAGGUGCUGAACUGUCAAGUAGGUGCAUAAGGACCCUACCCCACAAUUGCAACCAUGACGCCUGAUUUCCAGCUGUUCACCGCCCUGCGAUAUGAUCCCCUCCUCGUGCCCCUUACGGUCAACACCGAAGCCUGGGACGGGGAAUGCAAAUCUGGAUGCCCGUUCUACAUGCUCCCGUACCAUCGCGAUCGCAUGCUCCAAGCCGCUGAGCACUUUGGCUGGACCGAGGCUGCCUCUCUGAUUCGAGGCCCGAAGGGACUUGCUCAUCUCCUGGAAAAGCUGUGCGAAGCCAUUGACACCAACUCCCCUAAACCCCUUCGGACUAGAGUUGUGUUGUAUCAUGAUGGCCAGAUCACUGUUGAGACUACGCCGAUUCACAUCUUGGUGUCUCAAUAUACAUUGUUCCCGGAACGUCUGCCACCGCCGAAAUCAGCGAGUACGUUGAAGGUGAGUCCGUUGACUGGCGGCGCGUUGACGGUGGAUGAUAAUGAAACCAUCCAGGGGGAUCCAGAGAAGAGGGAGCCGUGGGUUGUGACACCAGAUAUGGCUAGGAUUACACCUUCAUCUGAAACAACGUAUAAGACUACGAGCAGAUAUAUGUAUACAGAAGCCAGGGCUCGAGUGGGCAUCAAGAGCUUCGAUGAAAAGAAGGAAGUGUUGAUCUUGAGUGAAAAGGAUGGGGAGAUUAUGGAGGGGAGUUUGACGACCGUGUACUUCUGGAGAAAUGGUCGGUGGACCACUCCACUGGUGUCUAGUGGUGGUCAGAUGGGGACGACAAGGAGAUGGGCCCUUGAAAAAGGACUUUGCGUCGAAGGCAUCAUCAAGGCUGAUUCCUUGGUUGAUGGAGAGGAAUGUUGGAUCAGUAAUGGCGUCAGAGGGUUUAACUGGGGGAAGAUCACGCUCUCUUGAAGGCCGGGGG